Capronia coronata CBS 617.96 is the source of this 1836-nucleotide messenger RNA. RefSeq lists its product as uncharacterized. The record is from RefSeq and is a predicted model, not a curated record. NCBI's taxonomy places the organism in Eukaryota, Fungi, Ascomycota, Eurotiomycetes, Chaetothyriales, Herpotrichiellaceae. Gene Ontology annotation, molecular function: oxidoreductase activity. Bases 1 to 1836 code for a protein of 611 amino acids. The transcript has 2 exons.
AUGUCUCCUCUACCGAGCAAGGACAAGAGAGACGGAAACAGUGUGUACACGAUUGAUCCGUACCGGCUGUUCGAUUCACGUCCGACCUUCUCACACGUCACUUCGUCCACAGGACCAUGCCGGAUUGUCUCAACGGCCGGGCAGGUCGGGGCAGAUCGCAACGGAGUUGUCCCUCAAGACAUCGACCAGCAAAUAGCACUGGCGUUCCAAAACCUGGCGCGUUGUCUCGAGGCAGCAGGUGCCAAAGUCACAGAUAUCUUCAAGCUAGUCUACUAUAUCGUGGACUACGAUCCGGCGAAGCGACGACAUACGAAGCAUCUCGAGCGGUUUCUGGACGGGCACAGGCCAGCGACAACGUUGGUUCCCGUACCGGCACUGGCGAGGCCGGAGUAUAAGUUCGAGAUCGAGGCCUACGCUGCAGUCAGACAGGACCCGAUGCGGACGGUCGACGUGGUCGUCGCGGGUGCGGGACUGAGCGGGCUCAAAGCCGCCUACGACCUGCAACAGGCCGGGGUGUCCUGUGUGGUUGUCGAGGCACGCGACCGGGUGGGCGGCAAGACGUGGUCUGUCCAGCCUGCAGGACAGGAGGGCAGUGGGAAGAUCGUCGACCUCGGCGCCGCCUGGAUCAACGACAGCAACCAGGCGAAAGUGUACGCGCUGGCCAAGUCGCUCGGGCUGGACCUCGUCGUGCAGAACACCGUCGGAGAUAUCAUCCAGGAAGACGUUGACGGCAGACUAGGCUUGUUCCCGUACGGCGGCACACCGACGAAGCUGGCAGAGCCCAAUGGGGUCGAGGGUCUGGUUUAUAUCCGCGACUUGGCUGAGAAGCUGUGUCAGCAGCUAGACAUCCACGACCCGGUUGGCACAGGCGGCGGUUUGGACGACAUGACCCUCGAGGAGUGGUGUAAGGCGAACAGCACCUCUAGUAGUGCGCUUGCAUCCGUUACGUUGUGGACAAGGGCUCUGCUAGGUCUGGAACCCUCGGAAUUGAGCGCAUUGUUCUUCCUCGACUAUUGCAAGAGCGGCGGCGGCUUGUUGCAGCUCAGGUCGGAUUUCAAGCAUGGAGGCCAACACCUUCGGUUUGUCAAAGGCACUCAAUCCAUGUCUCUUGGUCUAGCGGAGCUGCUGCACCCAGGAUCCGUCGUGCUGGAUUCACCCGUGCGCCGGAUCUCGCAGACUCCCGAGGGUAUCUUUGUGUCUGCCGGGCGUGGAGAGUUCCAGUGUCGCCGGGUCAUCGUGUCCGUCCCGACAGUGCUGUACAAGGAGAUAGCAUUCGACCCGCCUUUGCCGCCGGCCAAGGUCGAGCUGGGCCAGAAAAAUGUCCACGGCUACACACUUAAGGUGAUGGUGAGCUACACCGAGCCCUGGUGGCGUAAGAAAGGCCUGUCCGGUGCGACCAUGUCGUUCCGCGGCCCCAUCACGACCAGCCGCGACUCGAGUACCGACGGCACAGGCCAGUUCUCGCUGACGUGCUUCACCAACGGCGCAUUCGGGCGCAAGGUGUCACUGCUGCCGCAGCGCGAACGGUUCGACGCUAUCCUGGCCCAUAUUAAGCGCACAUAUGGCCCGUAUAUGGAUGGCGGGGUUCCAGACCCGAUCGCGGUCACGGAACACGAGUGGUACAAGGACCAGUGGGCGCAAGGAUGUCCUUGUCCUGCGUCGCCGCCGGGGAUCAUGACCGGCUGUCAUCAUGCACUGCGUACGCCGCAUGGAAAGGUUCAUUUUGUCGGCACCGAGACUGCGUAUGAGUGGAAGGGAUACAUGGAGGGAGCUGUGCGGUCGGGCGAGAGAGGCGCGAAGGAGGUCAUUGAGGCUUUGGGGAGGGCUAAGCUGUAG